CAUCAAUAAAAAAAGCCGCUUUUAUAACAUGUUGUUCUGUUAACAACACCGAUAAGUCUUUCCAUCCGGGUCUUUUCCAACAAUUUUUCAGCAUGGGUCGCAUGCACAAUCCCGGGAAGGGUAUUUCCCAGUCAGCACUACCAUACAGACGUUCAGUUCCAACAUGGCUGAAACUGACAUCUGAAGAUGUUCAAGAGCAGAUUGUCAAAUUGGCUAAAAAGGGAUUAACACCCUCACAGAUAGGUGUUAUCCUGCGAGACUCCCAUGGAGUUGCCCAGGUCAGAUUUGUCACUGGCAACAAGAUCCUCCGCAUCUUGAAAGCCAAGGGUCUGUCCUCAGAAAUCCCUGAGGAUCUCUAUUACCUGAUCAAGAAGGCUGUCAGCAUCCGAAAGCAUCUAGAAAGGAACAGGAAGGACAUGGACGCCAAGUUCCGCCUGAUUCUCGUGGAGAGCAGAAUCCAUCGUCUGGGUCGCUACUACAAGACCAAGCGUGUACUGCCACCCACCUGGAAAUACGCCUCUGCCACAGCAGCUGCCAUGGUCCAGUAAUCUGCAAAUACCUUGUACAGUGAAGAAAAAAAUAAAGAGAAAAACUGUCUAAAA
Messenger RNA from Dreissena polymorpha, 602 nucleotides. RefSeq names its product 40S ribosomal protein S13. The record is from RefSeq and is a predicted model, not a curated record. Gene Ontology annotation, cellular component: nucleolus; cytosolic small ribosomal subunit; ribosome. Gene Ontology annotation, biological process: translation. The coding region runs from base 93 to 548 and encodes 151 amino acids. Lineage: Eukaryota; Metazoa; Mollusca; Bivalvia; Myida; Dreissenidae. Gene Ontology annotation, molecular function: small ribosomal subunit rRNA binding; structural constituent of ribosome. The transcript has 6 exons.